Molecule: messenger RNA, 485 nt
Organism: Larimichthys crocea (large yellow croaker)
Lineage: Eukaryota; Metazoa; Chordata; Actinopteri; Sciaenidae
Product: cystatin-B
Exons: 3
Coding region: 20-337 (105 amino acids)
Cellular component (GO): cytosol
Molecular function (GO): cysteine-type endopeptidase inhibitor activity
Source: RefSeq, a predicted model, not a curated record
ACUGUAGCUAUCUCCAUCGAUGGACACUGUGACAAUGCCAAACAUGCCUGAAGGAUGGAGUGACACAAAAGAUGCCACCGAGGAAAUUCAGAACCUUUGUAAAAUGGUGAAAAGCCACGCGGAGGAUCUCACAGACAAGAAAUAUGGGGUAUUCAAAGCUGUUAAAUACAGGGAACAGAUUGUAGUUGGAGUCAACUACAUCCUGAAGGUUCACAUUGGACGAAGGAAAUAUAUUCAUCUGUUUGUCUUACAGAAACUUGAGUGUUAUGGAGGAAAAGUGAUGCUGUUGGGUGUGGAGGAGUACAGAAAAAACAACCACCCCCUGGAACCAUUUUAACGACAACAUAGCUAUACGCUGCAGUUUUAUAUUAAAUGCUCUGCUACGUUAUACUGAAGUGAUUUCACACGAUACUGCUGUACAAAUUAUAACCUUUUGAUUUUGAAUGUAUUACCUAAAGAGAUCAAGAUAUUUGGUGAUCGGAAGA